AUGGAUGGAUGGAUGGAUGGAUGGAUGGAUGGAUGGAUGGAUGGAUGGAUGGAUGGAUAAAUCCUCUGUAAUUUGUUCCAGACUAAUGUCAAUGGAAAGGAAUUUUUCAUGUUCCCACAUCAUAUUCCUGUGGAGAGAGUCCGGGCCAUCCAGGUUGCAGGAGAUGUUUCCAUCCAAACUAUUAACAUCAUUGGGGGCUCUGGAGGUGGUACAGGCCCUGGAGGAAUGGGGGGAGGAUAUCCAGUAGGAGGAAUGGGAGGAGGAUAUCCAGUAGGAGGAAUGGGAGGAGGAUAUCCAGGAGGAGGAAUAGGAGGAGGCUAUCCAGGAGGAGGAAUGGGGGGUGGAUGUCCUGAUGGCACAGGGGGAGGAAAAGGCGGAUACCCAGGAGGCCCUGGAGGAAACAUGGCUGGAGGAUUUCCAGGAUCUCAUCUGCCGGGUAUGGGUGGGCAGCCCGUCUACAACCCAACUGUGCCCUACUACGCUAUGAUCCCAGGAGGGAUGUGCCCUAAGAGGACCAUCAUCAUCAGGGGCAUGGUACCCUAUGCAGCAAAGAGGAUGGGGUUCAAUUUAGUGGUGAGCAGAUCCAGAGACAUCGCCUUCCACAUGAACCCCAGAGUGAAGGAAGGUGUUGUGGUGCGAAACACCAGGAUAGCAGAGAAGUGGGGCAAGGAGGAGAGAGAACUCACCACAAAUCCCUUCGUAGAGGGACAGUACUUUGAUAUGUCCAUUCGCUGCGGGAACCAGAGGUUCAAGGUGUUUGUGAACGGGCAGCACUUGUUCGACUUCUCUCACAGAAUCUCCUUCAAUGAGAUCGACAAGCUGGAGAUAGAGGGAGAAGUUCAGAUCUCCUACAUCCACUUCUGAUCCGCUCAUUAUCUAUGCACCGUCCUUCUUUAUGUCACAUUAUGCUUUCAUUUUACAGUCUAUGUCACCUCAGGUUAUUUUUACUUGCUGUUUUAUUUUUCAGUUUGCAGCUACUUAGUAAACAUUCCAAUUCUUCAGAACAAAUGAGAAUAAAUCACCAGGAUUAACGUUCAGCAAAAGAAUGUGUCUUUGAAUUUAUUCAUUUCUUAUGCAAAAAUACUGUAGAAAAGAUUCUCAAAUAUUGACAAUAUCAAAGAAGUUAUUGUAUAAAAUCCUUAAAAUGUAAAAACACCAAUAGAAUAAACACAUAUUCA
Messenger RNA from Cyprinodon variegatus (sheepshead minnow), 1178 nucleotides. RefSeq names its product galectin-4-like. The record is from RefSeq and is a predicted model, not a curated record. The transcript is spliced from 13 exons. NCBI's taxonomy places the organism in Eukaryota, Metazoa, Chordata, Actinopteri, Cyprinodontiformes, Cyprinodontidae. The coding region runs from base 109 to 864 and encodes 251 amino acids. Gene Ontology annotation, molecular function: carbohydrate binding.